Acanthopagrus latus (yellowfin seabream) is the source of this 3608-nucleotide messenger RNA. RefSeq lists its product as uncharacterized. Gene Ontology annotation, biological process: G protein-coupled receptor signaling pathway. Gene Ontology annotation, molecular function: G protein-coupled receptor activity. Lineage: Eukaryota; Metazoa; Chordata; Actinopteri; Spariformes; Sparidae. The transcript has 2 exons. The record is from RefSeq and is a predicted model, not a curated record. The coding region runs from base 1321 to 2244 and encodes 307 amino acids. Gene Ontology annotation, cellular component: membrane.
UCUAUCACCUGUGAUAACUCAGACAUUUACUUAAUUUUACAUUGCACUCCUGUAAAAUAUUAUAUUGGAUCAAAUAUAUGUGAUAGGAAGAUUUUUUAUUUUUAUUUAUUCAUUUAUUGCUAAAAUCCUUAGAACUCAAUAUUCCUAUAUAUUUUCCUGAUGGGGCUGAGGACAUAUUGUUAAAUGACAGCACAGUAAGAGCUGAAAAAAUGUGGACAUUGUACAUAUGAGAGAAAAAGAAUUAAACCAUCUGAACCUGCAGAGGUUUGAGCUAAAUUCUCUGCAGGAUUUUUGCUGCUAAAGGGGGAAAACAGGACAUACGAUCAGAGCAUCUCUAGCAGGGCCGUAGCCAGGAUUUUAGAGAUUCUGAGGUGCCCCCAGCCCCACCAGUCCAUCAAGGACAUUUUGAAGACUAUAGAAAAAAUAUGUGCAUUUCUUGGACAAGACCAAUAAUUGCUUAGGAAAUAAUAUCGAUGGGAGCAAAUAGAUUAAACUGGACGCAAAUUCCAACAGAAGAAGAAGAAAAUAAGUAAACAAAUAUUAUAAUAUAUUACAAUAGAUAUUAUAAUAUUAUUAACUACUCUCCUCCUGACAUGCUUAACAUUUUAUAAAUUUUAUAACCUUCGUUAAACAUCAGUUAAGCAAUUUCACAGUUAAGAAACAAAGAAAAGGUCCAUUAAACAUUUAUAAAGCAGUUGUAAAGAAAAGAAAAAAACAUCAGUUGCAACAUUUUAACAGCCAUCCAAAUAGUGUGUAUGACUGAACUAGAUAGAUAGAUAGAUAGAUAGAUAGAUAGAUAGAUAGAUAGAUAGAUAGAUAGAUAGAUAGAUAGAUAGAUAGAUAGAUAGAUAGAUAGACUUUAUUAAUCCCAAAAGGGAAAUUAGGUUAUCAUAGCAGCGGGUACAUUCAAGUGCAAAUACAAACAAAAAGCAGGCAGAUAUAAAACAAUAAAGUAAUAUAUACAAUAAAAUGCUUAAGUAGCUAUAAAAUGAAUUAAAAUACUGAAGUAGAACUACACAGUAUUUACUGUGCAUUUCAAACUUGUCUUUCCAAUUCAAAAAAUGCUAAUAAAAACUUUAUAAAGCAUUUAAUUGCUUCUUAACAGUGAAAUAAUCAUCAACUAAAGUUUGAUUCAAUAUAGAUGUGACAUUUUUUUUAAUUACAUGUGAGUGUUCGUUUUAACGAUAUGACAGAUAUCAUGAUGAGUAAGACCCAGAAAAAAAAAAAGAAAAAAAGUGGCCGGUUCGGGCCUGAUCUCCAGAGAGCCGGUGUGACUGUAUAAAACAAAGCCUGCGCUGGAGGAACAUCUGCGCACGGACGAUGCUCCUCUCCAACAUCACACCAGGCUCUGCCUCGGGAGGAGUUGCCCUCUCGGUGGACUUCGACAGUCCCGAGGAUUAUUUCAUCUUCAUUUUCCAGAUAUUAUUCGCCACCACUACUGUUCUCAUGGCGGGGACGGUAGUCGUUGGCAUCUGCGCCACCAGAGCGCUGCGCCUGCAGAACAGGUUCAUCUUCAUGCUCAACACCAGCGUGUGUGACACGCUGGUCGGGUUCUCGGUGUAUUAUCUCGGUCUGUUUGACGUUCAUGAGGGGUAUCCGUCCAGAAAUGGUACCUAUAAUGUCUUGACGUCCCUGCUAGGGGUGAACAUACUGACGUUUCUGUUCGCACAGUUCGACAGGUACUUCGCUGUGUGCCACCCCUUCAUCUACAGCCGCUUCGUGACGAGACACUUCGUGAUCGCCGUCAACAUCUACUGCUGGCUCUAUAACUUCGCCCACCUGCUCGCCCGGAACCUGCUGCCUCUCUCCAAGGCGACGCAGCUGUACGUGUUCAGCAUCGCCUUCUUCCAGCUCAUCGUGCUCACCAAGCUGGUCAUGACCGUCAAGCUGUACGUCGUCGCCAGGUUCCAGCUGGAGAAAGAUCCUCCCAGCGCCGAGAAAGAGAACAAGAAGGAGUCGUUAAAGAUCAUCAUCUUCGUCGUCAUAAGCUUCCUGGUGCUGUGGUGUCCGUCUUUCGUCAAUAUCGUCCUCAGGUUUCUGGGGAGGGGGCUGACGUUUCGGAACGAGGCCACUAAUCUCUUCGCCAUCAUGGCUCGCCUGAACGCCGUGAGCACGCCAGCUGUGUACAUCUGGGGGAGCCCGGCUCUGAGGGAGGCCACGGUGAGGACGGUGUGGGGCAGAGUGUGUCCGAGGUGCAGGAGGAGAAUCGGAUCCUGUCAUGGGAAGGGAGACAGCAAAAACUGACCGGGGUGCUUCAUUCAACUAUAUAUCUGUCUCUCCACUCUUAUAGAUUUAAAUUCAGACAAUAAAAACUGCCCCCCACACACAGCCAGGGUUUUAUUCAAACACUAUCCUCUGAAGUGAUUCUCCUGAAUUUAUUGUUUCAUGUCCCCCAACAGAUCCUGCAGAUUAAACAUCAAGCUGAGAAGAAGUUACACAAUCUGAACAACCUCAAUCAAAAAAAGAAAUAGUCUAAUAAAUAAUCUAAUAUACAUAUAUAAGGUUCAGUUCAAGCUAGGAUGCACAGCUGGCGAGUUGUUUGUUUGAUUCGUACUGCACCACGAAGCAUUUGGUAAAGAAAGUUAUAAUCACAUGAUUCGGUGAUCUGUCUGUUAAUGAGGCUGCAGUGUCGGUGUGCGUGGCGCUGAAACGCACUUCAUGUCGGGCAAACACUGAGUUGUGCAAGUUUGGCACUGAGCACUGCGGUGUUUUUAUUCUGCGGUUAUGUUGUUGUGGGUUUCUAUUUGGGUUUCAGCCUGAAGUCGCUGUUUUAUUUAUUCAUACCAAGUUACCACCCAUGCAGGAACUGAAAACCUGUCUCAGUCGAGACUUGCUCUUUCUUAAGAACAUGAGUCAACUCUCACAUCACGUUAUUAAAAAUGAUUUCAAUGCUGCCUGUGGAAAUGCCCCUGUGUGUGUGUGUGUGUGUGCGCGUGUGUGCGCCACUAAUUCAAGUUUUCUAGGCUUUUGUGUUUUUAUUCAAGAAGAUUCAAGAAAAUUACAGAUGACUUCUAUUAUCCUCAUAGGUCGACUGAUGAAUACACAAACUCUAAUGAACUCAGAGUUCUACUUUUAUCGUCAUGUUUUCUGUGUACUCACACUGACUCUGUGUUUUUAUAUUUUCUCUUCUGCCUUCUUGUUUAACGCACCUGAGACUUUCUUGUUUUUUGGCUUGACUAUUUAUUCUGUGAUAGUGUCUUCCUGCUGUUGUCUGUUCCUCAAAGCACUGUGUAAACACUGUUUUUAAAGGUGCUAUAUAAAUAAAGUUCAUUAUUAUUUAUUCAAAUGAACAAUGAAUAAAUACAGGCCUAUUUUUUUCUCCAAAUGAAAAGAGCUGAAAUUAGCACAUUUUAUUUUUUUGUAAUAUGUAUGAAUGAAGCUGUUGUUUUCAAAAGCUUAUCAGAAGGCAUUGCAGAAUAUAAAGACAAAAGACAAAAUGGUUUUUUGCCAUUCAUCAUUUACCAUUAUUUUAACUUUCUAUACAUUUGUUUCCCCAAACACCACAUUGUAUCAAUCAUGUCUAACUGAACUGCUCCAAACAUGAAGUAUGAAAGUAGAUACAGUUGUUACUGAAUGUUAUGAAGUAAUUAAGUUGAUGUUAAUGAGGU